CACUGCGGGGUGGGAAUCUAGCCAGAUGAUCUAACCACCUCAAUGCAGAGUAGGCAGUAUAUAAUACCUGGUGUAGGAACGUGAGAUGCUCGGUUUAAAGGGAACUGGCUCUUUCCUAGAUGAUCGAUGCCGGUCCCAGAUUAGCUCCAUUGACGGCACUGCGGUUGAAGAACAAGUAUAAAGCCCUUUCGCUUUAUAUUUCAAGUCUGACUCUGCUUAUAUUACCCAGCAUAAUUACUCGCGGUGGAAGCUCUUUGCCAGCAUGAAUGAUACAUCACUAUUUGCGUUUGAGUUCCCCCGAAUAGGGGGUCUCAUGGCUACGCAUUAUUUUCCUUACUUCAUUGGCAUCGCAUUGGUGACUUUGACAACGUAUACCUGGGCAACAUCUAACCCCAGCCUGAAGAAGCUUCCACAUAUUAAUCCUCCGGGCUUCUUCUCGAAUGCCCAAUCGAAGCACGAUUUUCGGCGUUUGGCAAAGACCAUGAUACAAAAGGCCAGAAAGCAUUUCCCCAACCAGCCAUACCGAAUGACUACGGAUUUCGGAGAGGUUGUGAUGCUUCAAUCCGAAUGGUUCCAGGAGAUCCGCAAUAAUCCGCACCUGAGCUUCAUCGGAACAAUAGCUGAGGAGCGUAUUUGCGAAAUACCAGGGUUUGAACCACUUGCGACGCUUGGAGAGGACGGCAUGCUUGUGCAGAUUAUAGCAACAAAGCAGCUGACCCGUUCGAUCAAUCAAGUUACAGAACCAUUAUCCGAAGAGAUUGCGCUUUCCCUGUCUAUCAACAUGGGAGAAUCCACUGAUUGGCAUGAGAUACAAAUCAUGCCUGCGUUACGUGAUGUUACCGCCCGUAUGUCGUCUCGGGUAUUCCUAGGCAAAGAGCUUGCGAGGAGCGCAGAAUGGUUGGAGAUUACGACAAACUACACAAAUAUCACGAUGAUGGCCCUGGCUAAACUCACCAACUAUUAUCCUGCUAUACGACCUUAUGUCGGCCGGUUCUUUCCAGAAAGCAGGCGAGUUCAGACCUACUACAAGCGAGCGAGAGCCUUGAUAGACCCCGUCAUGGAGAAAAGGGCAGCUUUGAAACGAGCCGCAAUCGAGGCUGGCCAACCAGAACCAAUCUACAACGAUGCGCUGGAAUGGAUCGCUAAAGAGUCAAAGGAGCACAACUUCAAAUGUGAUGUCGCGAACUUCCAGCUGAUGAUCUCUGUCGUGGCUAUUAGUACGACGUCAGACUUGCUCCAAUGCACUUUAAUUAACCUUAUAAAGCAUCCGGAGACGAUGCAAGCUGCUAGAGACGAAAUCGCUCAUGUACUAAAAACAGAAGGCUGGAGAAAAACCUCGCUCUAUAGUAUGAAAUUGCUUGAUAGCAUCCUGAAAGAGAGCCAGCGCAUCAAGCCCUUUUUCUCAGCGAUGCGCCGUGCCGUAGAAGAAGACAUAACACUCGCAGACGGCACCCUUAUCAAGAAGGGAUCUCGGAUACACAUUGAUACACACCGAAUGGUAGACCCAGAGGUCUACGAGAACCCAGAGGAGUGGAAGGGAAGCCGCUUUUUGGACCUGCGAUCGCAGCCUGGAAAAGAGCACGUGGCGCAACUAGUGACCACCAGCGUCGACCACAUCGGAUUCGGACAUGGCAAGCAUGCCUGCCCGGGGCGCUUCUUUGCUGCGAAUGAACUGAAGAUUGCUCUCUGUCACCUUUUGCUGAAGUACGACUGGAAGUUGGCCCCGGGAACACCUACGGAUGAUGUGAAUAUGGGAUUUUCUCAGAGAGUUAAUCCAUUUACGAAGGUGUUGUGUCGAAGAAGGACAUCGAUGGAGGUUGACAUCGACUCUAUCUAAAU
This is a messenger RNA of Xylaria bambusicola, 1839 nucleotides long. RefSeq names its product cytochrome P450 monooxygenase. The transcript is spliced from 7 exons. Bases 263 to 1837 code for a protein of 524 amino acids. Gene Ontology annotation, molecular function: heme binding; iron ion binding; monooxygenase activity. Lineage: Eukaryota; Fungi; Ascomycota; Sordariomycetes; Xylariales; Xylariaceae. The record is from RefSeq and is a predicted model, not a curated record.